Molecule: messenger RNA, 2222 nt
Organism: Carlito syrichta (Philippine tarsier)
Lineage: Eukaryota; Metazoa; Chordata; Mammalia; Primates; Tarsiidae
Gene: CLPX
Product: caseinolytic mitochondrial matrix peptidase chaperone subunit
Exons: 14
Biological process (GO): proteolysis; protein folding; protein catabolic process
Cellular component (GO): mitochondrial matrix
Molecular function (GO): protein dimerization activity; ATP binding; ATP hydrolysis activity
Source: RefSeq, a predicted model, not a curated record
CUGAAGUACAGCAUUUCCUUCAAUUAUGAAUGUAUUUCUUGUGGUCGCAUUCAUAUACCAGUUUUAGGAAGGCUUGGGACUUUUGAAACUCAGAUUCUGCGAACAGCUCCUCUUAGAUCCUUUACAGAAACACCAGCAUUCUUUGCCUCAAAAGAUGGGAUAAAUAAAGAUGGUUCUGGAGAUGGAAAUAAGAAAUCAGUGAAUGAGGGAAGCAGUAAAAAAUCAGGCUCUGGGAAUUCUGGGAAAGGUGGAAACCAGCUGCGCUGUCCUAAAUGUGGUGACUUGUGCACACAUGUGGAGACCUUCGUGUCAUCCACCCGUUUUGUCAAGUGUGAAAAAUGUCAUCAUUUUUUUGUUGUACUAUCUGAAGCAGAUUCAAAGAAAAGCAUAAUUAAAGAACCUGAAUCAGCAGCAGAAGCUGUAAAAUUGGCAUUCCAACAGAAACCACCUCCUCCCCCUAAGAAGAUUUAUAACUACCUCGACAAGUAUGUUGUGGGUCAGUCAUUUGCUAAGAAGGUGCUUUCAGUUGCUGUGUACAAUCAUUAUAAGAGAAUAUAUAAUAAUAUCCCAGCUAAUCUGAGACAGCAAGCAGAAGUUGAGAAGCAGACAUCAUUAACACCUAGAGAGUUAGAAAUAAGAAGACGGGAGGAUGAGUACAGAUUUACAAAAUUGCUUCAGAUAGCCGGAAUUAGCCCACAUGGUAAUGCUUUAGGAGCAUCAAUGCAGCAACAGGUAAAUCAACAAAUACCUCAAGAAAAACGAGGAGGUGAAGUAUUGGAUUCUUCUCAUGAUGACAUAAAACUUGAGAAAAGUAAUAUUUUGCUGCUUGGACCAACUGGGUCAGGCAAAACCCUGCUGGCACAAACCCUAGCUAAAUGCCUUGAUGUCCCCUUUGCUAUCUGUGACUGUACGACUUUGACUCAGGCUGGAUAUGUAGGUGAAGAUAUUGAAUCUGUGAUUGCCAAACUGCUCCAAGAUGCCAAUUACAAUGUGGAAAAAGCACAACAAGGAAUUGUCUUUCUGGAUGAAGUAGAUAAGAUUGGCAGCGUGCCAGGCAUUCAUCAAUUACGGGAUGUAGGUGGAGAAGGCGUUCAGCAAGGCUUAUUAAAACUACUAGAAGGCACAAUAGUCAAUGUUCCAGAGAAGAACUCCCGAAAGCUACGUGGAGAAACAGUACAAGUUGAUACAACAAACAUUCUGUUUGUUGCAUCUGGUGCUUUCAAUGGUUUAGACAGAAUCAUCAGCAGAAGGAAAAAUGAAAAGUAUCUUGGAUUUGGGACCCCGUCUAAUCUGGGAAAAGGCAGAAGGGCUGCAGCUGCUGCAGAUCUUGCUAAUCGAAGUGGGGAAUCAAAUACACAUCAAGACAUCGAAGAAAAAGAUCGAUUAUUACGUCAUGUGGAAGCCAGAGAUCUCAUUGAAUUUGGCAUGAUUCCUGAGUUUGUGGGACGGUUGCCUGUGGUAGUUCCGUUGCAUAGCCUAGAUGAGAAAACACUUGUACAAAUACUAACUGAGCCACGAAAUGCUGUUAUUCCUCAGUACCAGGCCUUAUUCAGCAUGGAUAAGUGUGAACUGAAUGUUACUGAGGAUGCUUUGAAAGCUAUAGCCAGAUUGGCACUAGAACGAAAAACAGGGGCACGAGGCCUUCGGUCCAUAAUGGAAAAACUGUUACUAGAACCAAUGUUUGAAGUCCCUAAUUCUGAUAUUGUAUGUGUGGAGGUUGACAAAGAAGUAGUAGAAGGAAAAAAGGAACCAGGAUACAUCCGGGCUCCAACAAAAGAAUCUUCUGAGGAAGAGUAUGACUCUGGAGUUGAAGAAGAAGGAUGGCCUCGCCAAGCAGAUGCUGCAAACAGCUAAACUAUUCACUUGCCAUCCUGUAUAUAAAGCUUUUCCUUCUUUAUUUAGGAUAACUGCCUUUGCAGUCUGAUAUUAAAGGCAUUGGAUCUACCUUGGAUGUCAUACAUGGUCAGAGAAGUCUUUAGGAUAAGAAUCAGAUCAUGUAUAUUAUUGUAACAUCACAUUGAUUUAUACAGAGGACAUUAUGUGGACUUUAAUGACACAGUGUUUAGAGAUAAAAUGUACAUUAUUUUGGUUCCAUUUUUUAAAAAUGCUUUAACAAAAUUCUUAGGAAUUCUUUUAAGCAAUGCAGGUAUUGCAAUAACUGUGGAUUUUACAAUAAUGUUGCUCUACAAAUGGGAAAAUAAAUUCUUUAAAAUUGAAUAUUG